Molecule: messenger RNA, 1332 nt
Organism: Chlamydomonas reinhardtii
Lineage: Eukaryota; Viridiplantae; Chlorophyta; Chlorophyceae; Chlamydomonadales; Chlamydomonadaceae
Exons: 6
Coding region: 102-869 (255 amino acids)
Source: RefSeq, a predicted model, not a curated record
CACACCUGUAUUUUAACCGCUUCUAGCGAUAUCAUCGGAACCAUUUUCACGCGACGACCUCCGCGAACUGUGACCAUCUCUAGCAGCUGCGACUCGAGAUCAUGAGGCCUUGUCCGGCGGUGCACCGAAGAGUGCCGCCAGGGCCAGUUGCUGGGCAUAAACAAUUACUACCCUUGCAACGAUCAUGUCGCGGAGCACCGCUCGUCUGCCGAACCGCUGCGCCGAUGGCUCCGUCUUGGGCGGAGACUCGCAGCGCAGCGGCCUCGGCCCCGAUUCUCGAACCUGACAUGCUGCCAUCCACAUCGGCACCGUUCAUUUCGCCGAUGACGCCGUAUGUGCCGGAGGAGGAGCCAACGCGGACACCCCCGUCCAUAAAGGACACUGGCACGCUGCGGCCGGCCUCGGAGUGGUACCCGCAGUGGAUGCAGUACCGGCGCCGUGAGGACAACUACGUGUUCUGGCAGGACAAGUUCAUGCGCUGCUCCACCGACAUCCCCUGGGCGGAGAAGCGCUGGACGCUGUUCAGUACGGUGUGGUACCUGGUGCAACAGCUGCGGUUCGUCGGCACGCCGCCGGCUCUGCGCUACGUGGCUUUCCUGGGCUGGCGGGCGCUCAUGUUCCAGGUGUAUGCGGCACACAAGGCGCUGGUGCUGUGGCAGUGCAAGCUCGACGCCGGGCUGGCGCGGAUCGGCAGCGGCGGCGCCACCGCCACGUUCAGCAAGACCAUGGCGCUGCGGCGGCUGCACUGGCGCAACUCGCCGCUGGCUGAGGCACUGUAUGCGCUCAACCUGUACAAGACCGGGCGGGUGCACCUGCUGCCCCCAGUGGCGAAGCCCAUCCCUCGGCCCACCUUCUUCUGGCUCUUUUAAACGCCAAGCACCAAUGGGUGGACAGUUGGCCUUCGGCAGCCUAGCUGAGCACGGCAUUCUGCCUACAGCCGGGCGGGUGUAGGUUGCGGAGGCGGCCCGGGGCUGGCAGUGCGAGGCACGGUCCUCAGGGUGCUGCGCGGUCAUGAUUGCCGCCAGGCGCGAGCUGAGAGGGCGCCGCCAGCGAUAUGUGGGCUGCAGCCGCAGGAGGCCGGUGCUCACAGGAGCGCUAUAGACGGAAGGAUUAUGCUAUCCGUAAAGCCAUAAUGGAUUGCAUGUACCGUACCGAGUUUGGCUGCGUGCUGGUGUAUGGCCAUUACUUCACAGUACCGGUAGAGAGGGCACCAGAGGCCGCUUGCCACGAGGACGGAUGCGACUGUGCGGUGUCUGGACGAGCGUGUAGAGGCGGAAUCCAAGCUGUGGGCCGAUCUCACUUUGAAAACUGUGUCUGUAAUGUUCCAGACUA